Messenger RNA from Teleopsis dalmanni, 813 nucleotides. RefSeq lists its product as uncharacterized. Lineage: Eukaryota; Metazoa; Arthropoda; Insecta; Diptera; Diopsidae. The record is from RefSeq and is a predicted model, not a curated record. Bases 210 to 698 code for a protein of 162 amino acids. The transcript has 5 exons.
GAACUGUUACGUUAUGCAAUAAGAAAAUUAACCUAUUUCGGGGUUGCAACAGAUGUGUGAGUGUAAUUUUGUUGCUAGUGUAAUGCUAAAAUAUUUAUAAUACUUAGUUUUCCAUAUUUUUCGUUUUGUUGAAAUACCAAAUACAUAUAAUUUUAAUAUUAAAAGAAUUAAUCGUAAAAAUUGUCGCAUAUGUUAUUCGUUUGAACGUCAUGUAUUCUGUGGCUAAAAAUCCAAGCAAAAUUGUUGCAAAAACAAGAGGAUAUUCUCAAAACUAUGACAAUUUUGAAUCAAUUAAAACAAUUGGAAGAAGAAAAUGGGUUAUAAAUGGGUCUGAACUAAUAAAUAUGCCUCGACCUGUCUUUCAAACGAUUAAAAAAUCCAUAGCUUAUGAUAAGUUGAUGGAAAAGGAAAUUAUAUCUCCUCAACAUGAAGAAAUCAUUAAAUAUAUCAAUGACUCUUGGAACGUUAUAGUAGCAGAUAAUCCAUACGAUUUGAAACCGGAUGUAAAUGCAGAUAAUACUUCAGUUGUUAUGACUCCACCAAUUACUUCAACUAUUCAGCUUCAGUAUUCGCAACACUCAGUAGCUUCACUGUAUUGUGUGGAACCACCAAAUCCAGUUCUAACGGACUUCAAACCAUUUGAUUUGGAGUCGUGGUGGGGAAGACGCUUAUUUAACAAUAUAACAAAAAGCCCCUAGAUAUAUUAAAUAUUUUUAGUAGUUAAUUUUAAUGCAAUAUUUUAAGGAAAAUGGCACAUAAUGAUUCAGUGAUGACAAUAAAUUUAACUUGCAUUUUUGACUGAAUAAAAUUAAA